Carassius auratus (goldfish) is the source of this 1782-nucleotide messenger RNA. RefSeq names its product CDP-L-ribitol pyrophosphorylase A (gene crppa). The record is from RefSeq and is a predicted model, not a curated record. Lineage: Eukaryota; Metazoa; Chordata; Actinopteri; Cypriniformes; Cyprinidae. Gene Ontology annotation, biological process: protein O-linked glycosylation via mannose; isoprenoid biosynthetic process. Gene Ontology annotation, cellular component: cytosol. The transcript is spliced from 10 exons. The coding region runs from base 155 to 1462 and encodes 435 amino acids. Gene Ontology annotation, molecular function: D-ribitol-5-phosphate cytidylyltransferase activity.
CCUUGACGAGUGGAUAACCGAAGGCUCACUCUGAUCACAGAGCAGCAGCGGGAAAGCUGUAACACUACUGCCGCAAAAAUAACUCAAAUCACCCGCCGAAUGGCGAUGCAGUAAGUCGGUUAACAGCUUCUUCCCAUGAACACGGCUGCCACAAAUGCAGCAGGAGCGCUGUUCUUCCUCCGACAGGCCUCUGGAUCCAGGCAGUCUGCUGGAAUGCGACGCCGAGCGGAGCGCGGACCGGCUCGGUUGCGCCGCGGUGGAUUUCCCGGUAGCUGUAGUUCUUCCCGCCGGUGGCUCUGGGGAACGAAUGGGACUGGCCACACCGAAACAAUUCUGCACUAUUCUCAACAGACCUCUGAUAAGCUUCACGAUUCAAGCGUUUGAGAGAUUAUCAUGGAUUGGAACUGUUGUCGUUGUGGUUGCUAAGGAGAAUCAUGACUUGAUGCUGAAUAUUGUCCAGAAAUUUAAUCACACAAAGGUAAAAGUAGUCCACGGGGGAACCACCAGACACAGGUCUAUCUUCAACGGGCUUCAGGCCUUCAGCAGCACUACAGACUCACUGACGCCCAAACCAAAAGUGGUCAUCAUCCAUGAUGCUGUACGGCCGUUUGUGGAAGAAGAUCUUCUGUUGAAAAUCACCCUAGCAGCUAAAGAGCAAGGGGCCUCGGGAGCGAUACGUCCUCUGGUGUCCACAGUCAUUGCAACCACGUCAGAGGGCUACCUGGACCACUCGCUGGAGAGAGCAAAGUACAGAGCCAGUGAAAUGCCUCAAGGAUUUCUUUAUGACAUUAUUUUCCAGGCCUACCAGCGGUGCAGUGAAUUUGACUUUGAGUUUGGCAGCGAGUGCCUACACUUGGCCCUGCAGUACUGUGGCACGAAUGCAAAGCUCAUAGACGGACCACCGACUCUGUGGAAAGUAACAUACAAGCGAGAUCUAGCAGCUGCGGAGGCUAUUAUUAAAGAGACUCUUUCAAUGUCAGCAUGUAUCAUCGCAGGAGCGGAAGCAGAAGCUGUUGAGUUGGCCAAAGCACUUCAGAAAAAUCUGAAAAUGAUGGAGACAGACGUCAUUCCUUGUGCAAAGGAAAGUAAUACAGAGUACCUGUCCAAAACCCGAAACUUUAUUCACAUAUCUACGACUGCUUCGAACUUCUCGGGGACCCUGGACAUGGUGAAACGUUUUGAAGAUAUCGACCACGCUCGUUUAUACCCAGUAGUUGUUGUUUGGGUACAGCUGAACAUGACAAAUCAGUCUGUCGACAGCCAAAAGACAGAAGAGUUAAGAGCCUUCAGGAGUCUGGCCUCUGAAGUCAUACUGGGAAAUGUUCUGCUCUAUGGAAUUCAGAUUGAUCACACCAAGGUGCCAGAGCAGUGGGAGAGAUCUGUGGAGAGACUCGCUGAAAUCACAGUCGCCCUCAUCAGAGACAGAAACGCUGCUCUCACUGGACAGCUGCUUCAUGCCUGAGACUGAAGCAUGAGAAGAUGUGUUACAGUAGAUGCCCAGGGUACGGCCUGUGGACUCACAAAGACAGAAGCACGGGAUCUAAAAGAUCAAAAAACAUUUGCAAAUGAAGGCAUAUCAGUAUUAAAUAAAUUACAAACAAUGAGUGACAGUGAGGCUAACGGUCAUUGUUUGUAUCAACUGAUUCAAUUGAUUCUUUAGCUAAGAUUUCAAGGUAGAAGUUUUUAACUCAGAAUUUACCUAGGCAAAUGUACAUCAGUACAGGCACAAUCAAACACCUCUCUGAAUCCUUACAAAUAUUUCAUUGUAAAAAAUACAUUUUG